This is a messenger RNA of Bombyx mori (domestic silkworm), 465 nucleotides long. Its product is annotated as H/ACA ribonucleoprotein complex subunit 1. The record is from RefSeq and is a predicted model, not a curated record. The coding region runs from base 1 to 465 and encodes 154 amino acids. NCBI's taxonomy places the organism in Eukaryota, Metazoa, Arthropoda, Insecta, Lepidoptera, Bombycidae. The transcript has 3 exons.
AUGGAAUAUUAUACGAAAAUAUACAUCGCAAUUCUCGUGUUAUUUUACACGGGAGUGCAAAGAAUACAUUCCGCAAAAAGCGAAGAUAUCGACAUAAAGGAAACUUCGAAUCCAGCAGAGAUUGAAUCAAAUCCAUUAGCAACACUAAUAUUGGAUCGAAAUGAAAUGGAAGCUGUCAACCACAGAAGACACACCGAGCCUCUGUCGAGAGUAAAACGACAAUUCGGAUAUGACCCCUAUUAUUAUAAUAGGCGAAAUCGUCCACUCCCUAUUUUGAUUGGGGGCGGUUUUGGCAUUGGUGUUGGAGGCUGGGGCAAUGGCAGGGGAUUUGGUGGAAGAGGAUUUGGUGGAAGAGGAUUUGGCGGGAGAGGUAUUGGUGGACGAGGUAUCGGCGGUAGAGGUUUUGGUGGUCGAGGAAUUGGCGGUCGAGGCGUGGGUGGUGGUGGACGUGGUGGUAGAGGAUAA